This is a messenger RNA of Pongo pygmaeus (Bornean orangutan), 2402 nucleotides long. Its product is annotated as HLA class I histocompatibility antigen, alpha chain F. NCBI's taxonomy places the organism in Eukaryota, Metazoa, Chordata, Mammalia, Primates, Hominidae. The transcript has 8 exons. The record is from RefSeq and is a predicted model, not a curated record. The coding region runs from base 379 to 1476 and encodes 365 amino acids. Gene Ontology annotation, cellular component: external side of plasma membrane. Gene Ontology annotation, molecular function: signaling receptor binding; peptide antigen binding. Gene Ontology annotation, biological process: positive regulation of T cell mediated cytotoxicity; antigen processing and presentation of endogenous peptide antigen via MHC class Ib; immune response.
CAUGCCGACGGUUUCUCCCUGGUUUCUCAGCCCCUGGGAGAAGACUCAGGGAGACAUCGAGACACACCCUGCACAGGAGGGGGAGGGGGAGAGCAAAGUCCCAGGGCCCCAGGAGUGGCUCUCAAGGGCUCAGGCCCCGAGGCGGUAUCUGGGGUGGGGAGGCUCAGUAUUGAGAAUUCCCCAUCUCCCCAGUUUCUCUUUCUCUCCCAACCCGUGUCAGGUCCUUCUUCCUGGAUACUCACGACGCGGCCCGAUUUCUCACUCCCACUGGGUGUCGGGUUUCUAGAGAAGCCAAUCUGUGUCGUCGCAAUUCCCGGUUCUAAAGUCCCCACGCACCCCCCGGUACUCAGAUUCUUCCCAGACGCAGAGGUUCGGGUCAUGGCGCCCCGAACCCUCCUCCUGCUGCUCUCAGGGGCCCUGGCCCUGACCGAGACCUGGGCGGGCUCCCACUCCUUGAGGUAUUUCAGCACCGCUGUGUCGCGGCCCGGCCGCGGGGAGCCCCGGUACAUCGCCGUGGAGUACGUGGACGACACGCAGUUCCUGCGGUUUGACAGCGACGCCGCGAUUCCGAGGAUGGAGCCGCGGGCGCCGUGGGUGGAGCAAGAGGGGCCGCAGUAUUGGGAGUGGACCACAGGGUACGCCAAGGCCAACGCACAGACUGACCGAGUGGCCCUGAAGAACCUGCUCCGCCGCUACAACCAGAGCGAGGCCGGAUCUCACACCCUCCAGGGAAUGAAUGGCUGCGACAUGGGGCCCGACGGACGCCUCCUCCGCGGGUAUCACCAGCACGCGUACGACGGCAAGGAUUACAUCUCCCUGAACGAGGACCUGCGCUCCUGGACCGCGGCGGACACCGUGGCUCAGAUCACCCAGCGCUUCUAUGAGGCAGAGGAAUAUGCAGAGGAGUUCAGGAUCUACCUGGAGGGCGAGUGCCUAGAGUUGCUCCGCAGAUACCUGGAGAACGGGAAGGAGACGCUACAGCGCGCAGAUCCCCCAAAGGCACACAUUGCCCACCACCCCAUCUCUGACCAUGAGGCCACCCUGAGGUGCUGGGCCCUGGGCUUCUACCCUGCCGAGAUCACGCUCACCUGGCAGCGGGAUGGGGAGGAACAGACCCAGGACACAGAGCUUGUGGAGACCAGGCCUACAGGGGAUGGAACCUUCCAGAAGUGGGCCGCUGUGGUGGUGCCUUCUGGAGAGGAACAGAGAUACACCUGCCAUGUGCAGCACAAGGGGCUGCCCGAGCCCCUCACCCUGAGAUGGGAGCAGUCUCCCCAGCCCACCAUCCCCAUCGUGGGCAUCGUUGCUGGCCUUGUUGUCCUUGGAGCUGUGGUCACUGGAGCUGUGGUCGCUGCUGUAAUGUGGAGGAAGAAGAGCUCAGAUAGAAACAGAGGGAGCUACUCUCAGGCUGCAAAGAGAAGAGGCAAACACAAGAUACACUAUAAGCAGAGUAAGGAAGGAAAAUGCUUGUGUUAGAAGGUGGCAAGUGCUGUGAGGUCUCAAUUUUCCUCAUAACCACGGCCUUGGAGGAGCUGGUGUGGCUGAAGGAGCUGCAGCCCCUGCCAGAGCCAAAUCUGGAACCCAGGCUGUAGCUGAGGCCAGGGCUUGUGAGGGCCCCGUAGGCCAAGCUCAGCCUACCUGAGUAGCCACUGGUGGUCUUCGUGUGGAUACUCAUGUUCCGUAUCCCAGAUUCCAGCCAGCUCUCCCUGCUCUACAGCAGCUUCCUGUAGGUGGCGAUCUCAAUGUCCAGGCCUGCUUGAUGUUUGUCAGCUCCUGGUACUCACACAGCUGCCGCACCAUGUCCUGUUUCACCCACUGCUGGGUGGCCUCCAGCACAGAUAGCUUGGCUUCCUUAAUGGCCAGCUCCUGAUGCUGCUCUGUAUCUGUGAUGGCAGCCUGCAGGGAGGCCCACUGGAUUUUGAGGCUGUCAAUCUCAGCCUGGAGCUAGCUGAGGUUCCAGGUCAUCUCUGAGAUCUCCGUCUUUGUGUGAUGCAAGCUGUCCAGUGCUUCCCAGCCAGCGCCUGCGGUUCUUCAUACUUGACCUGGUGCAGGCUCUCAGCCCUGGCCCAGCUUCAGUUGGUGAUCUCCUCUUGCUGGGCCUUAACCUCAGCGAUGAUGCUGUCCAUGUCCAGGAAGUGGCUGUUGUCCAUGGACAGCACCACAGAUGUGUCCGAGAUCUGAGAAUGCAGCUCCAUGAUCUCCUCUUCAUACAGCCACCUGAGGAAGUUGAUCAUUUCAGCCCUUCCAGGCGAGACUCCUGCUUUACCUCAUUCAUGUAAACUUCAGCCACAUCCUUCUUGAUGAGGACAAAUUCAUUCUCCUUCUCUGUAUCAAUAUUGAUCUCAUCCUCGUACUAGUUCUUGAAGUCUCCCACCAGUCCCUGUGUGUUGCCAAACUCUGCC